Molecule: messenger RNA, 2510 nt
Organism: Larimichthys crocea (large yellow croaker)
Lineage: Eukaryota; Metazoa; Chordata; Actinopteri; Sciaenidae
Gene: tpm4a
Product: tropomyosin 4a
Exons: 8
Coding region: 452-1198 (248 amino acids)
Source: RefSeq, a predicted model, not a curated record
CUCUCCUCCUCCGGCACAGUCUGGCGCUCUCCGCUCUCCUCACCGCGCAGCUUUUCUAAUCCUCCUCCUCAAACGCAAAGUGUCCGGACCAACAAACUGCAACAUUCCUGAGGACAACUUUCUAUACAGCACAUGAACUUAUCAUUCCUACAGACCAGAAGAAACAUUUGGAGAACACCUGGACACUUUUACUUCCUGCUUAUAUAACUUUUCUUGCACUUGAACGACUCCUUCACAUUCCAAAGACUUUGGCCCCGGACGGACUUUGAUUACUUUAUUUUUAAAAUCAGCCGUCUUUAAAGUCUUCUUUUUUCUUCUUAUACUAUUCCCAAUAGACCCAACGAGCAGGAGGCACUAGCCUACUUUUUUUUUUUGCACAACCCAGAAAUAGUGUUAACUGUGUUUUUUUUUUCUACGUGUAGUCUUAAAUUAAAUAACAAAAUAGUAAACAAUGGCAGGUAUGAACUCUCUGGAUGCUGUGAAGAGGAAGAUUCAGUGUUUGCAGCAGCAGGCCGACGACGCAGAGGAUCGGGCUCAGGUCCUACAGAGACAGCUGGACAGUGAACGGGAGCUCCGAGAGAAAGCGGAGGGUGAUGUAGCAGCUCUGAACCGUAGGAUCCAGCUGGUGGAGGAGGAGUUGGACCGAGCCCAGGAGAGGCUGGCCACAGCGCUGCAGAAACUGGAGGAGGCUGAGAAGGCCGCAGAUGAGAGCGAGAGAGGGAUGAAGGUGAUUGAGAACAGAGCGAUGAAGGAUGAAGAGAAGAUGGAGAUUCAGGAGAUGCAGCUGAAGGAGGCCAAACACAUCGCAGAGGAGGCUGACCGCAAAUACGAGGAGGUGGCCCGUAAGCUGGUGAUCCUAGAGGGAGAGCUGGAGAGAGCCGAAGAGAGGGCCGAGGUCUCAGAAUGUAAAGCCAGCGACCUGGAGGAGGAGCUGAAAAAUGUGACCAACAACCUGAAGUCCUUAGAAGCCCAGUCUGAGAAGUACUCAGAAAAAGAAGACAAGUACGAGGAGGAGAUCAAAGUUCUGACUGACAAACUGAAGGAGGCUGAAACCCGUGCAGAGUUUGCAGAGAGGACAGUGGCCAAACUGGAAAAGUCCAUUGAUGACCUGGAAGAGAAAUUAUCACAUGCCAAAGAGGAGAAUCUGGGCAUACAUCAAGUCCUGGACCAGACCCUGCUGGAACUGAACAACUUAUAAACACACAGAGAGGAAACUGGAGAGGAUGAUGAGAUCGUCAUGUAACAUUCCUUCAAUGUUCGACUCCAUUCCACAUUUCGAGCUGUAAAAUCUUUAUUCCCCGUGUGAAGGGGGAUUAACUUAAUGCUUGUCCCUUGAUGUUAUUUUUUUUUCUAAGGCACAACUUCUUUUUUUUAUGAUGGGAAGUAAUUUUGUCCACAUCGCUUCUUCUUUUUUUUUUUUAUCUUGAGCUGUGAUUACAGAAAUUCUCCCCUGAAAUUUUGACCACUUAUUUAGCAAGAACUGGCAAUUAAUACACCCAAACGAACCUCAGAUGAUUUGGUCACUGAACCACUUAAACUGGCUCAAUUUUACUUUUUAUGUGCACAUACAUUAAGCCUCUGUCUGAUUAUUUUAAUACAUAUGCUACAGAUGGCAUUGGGUUUUGCUCAGUCUACAUUAGUGUGGCUCUGAAGUGCCACCCAGUGGUGAUAUGAACUUAGUCAACAGUUUUCUGACGUGCUGUACCACCUUUAGAGGUUAUGAGUUAAUGGACAUUCGACUUGUGUGUGUUUGUCUUAGCAGUAUCCUCCUAAAUCUUGUGUUCAAACAGCGUGACAGUCAAAUGGACAGGUGAUCUUAUGGAAAGGUUUUAAUAUCAUUUAAAUAAACAGGUCAAGGCACAUGCUGCUCAGUCACUCUAAAACUUAAUGCCUCUUCUGCCAAUCCCCGAUCAUCCUGAGGCCUACAUGUUGUAGAUGCACUGAAUAUUUAGGUGCAUCAAAAUCUUUAUACUCUUUUUGGUGUGGGAAUGCGUGCAGAACCUGGGAGCUGUGCAUGUAUAGUAUUUAGCACUUGUGUGCAUAUCUAAGCUGUACUACCUUCCCCUAAGCUUGACCUGACCAUUGACAUACUCAUUGCCAACAAUAUGCCAUAAUGUAGUCAAUAUUAACUAGAUUUACAAUAUGUUAUAUUACAUGAGUGAGCUAAACCCCAAACCACUGGAAGCUCAGUCAAGUUUUAUCAACCAUGGAUACUUAUUGUAUAUAGUAGAAUAAUGUUAGGUAUGUGAGAAAUUGUAUUGCUUUUUUUUUUUUUUUGGGUUUUGUUUCAUUUACGCCACUUCUUUUUGCCAGGGGAACUCUCAAGACCAAAGAACACACAUAACACAGACAAUAAAUUCUGAAAUUGUUUUUAUUUUUGUUUGUGAUGGUCAUCUCAUGCCAUGGCCAUGAAAAAGCGCCUCACAUAUGAUCGAGACCAUUUUGAAAUAUUUCAUUCACCAACACCCUCCCUCCCCCUCUAUGUCUACCUAAUAAAUGUUUUACAGAAA